This is a messenger RNA of Eimeria mitis, 987 nucleotides long. RefSeq lists its product as uncharacterized. The transcript is spliced from 3 exons. The record is from RefSeq and is a predicted model, not a curated record. Gene Ontology annotation, biological process: mRNA cis splicing, via spliceosome. Gene Ontology annotation, cellular component: cytoplasm; spliceosomal complex. Gene Ontology annotation, molecular function: protein binding. Bases 1 to 987 code for a protein of 328 amino acids. Lineage: Eukaryota; Apicomplexa; Conoidasida; Eucoccidiorida; Eimeriidae.
AUGUAUCACCAGCGUAUUCAGCAGCGGGCGGCAGAGCUGGAUCACCAAUUGAAGUGCGAGCGGGCAGAGGCUGAGGCGGAGCAGAUGAAGGCGCGUGCAGAGGAGGAGGGAUUGACAGACGAUCUGUUGGCUACAGAGGCAGAGGCACGAGAGCAGCAGAAGAUUCAACUGAUACAGGAACAGGCAAAGCGUAUGGCGCGUGUUGUAGAGAAAGAAAUAAACCCUGGAGCUGAUGGGAGUUACUCACCUGAACUCGAACCGUAUGAAGAUGAGGCAGAGGUACCCAAACCCAGGGGCCCAUACUCUCCUGUAUUGUACCCCUUCGAUGAAUUCCGUAUGGAGACGAACAUACUGCACCCCGAUGAGGAACUUGAACAGAGAAUGGCAGAAAGAAAGAUAGCAAAACACCGCGAACGUGAACGACGGCUGAUUCAACUCGGUCUAGAUAAAGAAAAAGAAACACCUGAAGAGGAAAAUGAUGACGAAAUCUUAGAUCCUGCGGCAAAGAUCGUUACGUACGAGGAUUUCGUGCGCAAGGAACAGAAAAAUGCAAGUCCUGACGAGGAGGUGCUUGCCGCGUCAUCUGAAAUGAAGCUGAAACAGCACUACGGGUGGGAAGAGAAGUACCGCCCAAGGAAACCUCGUUUUUUCAAUCGUGUACGGACUUGUUAUUUCUGGAAUAAGUACAACCAGACACACUACGAUCACGAUAACCCGCCUCCGAAGAUCGUGCAGGGCUAUAAGUUCAAUAUAUUCUACCCGGAUUUGAUCGACAAGACCAAGACCCCCACGUGGACUCUAGAGCCCUCUGAUACACCCGACACGAUCAUCGUGCGUUUCCAUGCGGGUCCACCGUAUGAAGAUGUUGCAUUCAAGGUUUUGAAUCGCGAAUGGCAUUUAGAAAGAUUUAGAGGUUUCCGCAACGUAUUCGAUCGCGGCAUCAUGCAGCUGUACUUCAGCUUCAAGAAGUACUGCUACAGGCGAUAA